Messenger RNA from Tetrahymena thermophila SB210, 1719 nucleotides. RefSeq lists its product as hypothetical. The record is from RefSeq and is a predicted model, not a curated record. NCBI's taxonomy places the organism in Eukaryota, Ciliophora, Oligohymenophorea, Hymenostomatida, Tetrahymenidae. The transcript has 18 exons.
AUGACAGAAAUAAUAAAAAGUUACUAAAAAUCAGAGUUUUAAUAACAAAUUAAUUACCUGUCUUAAAUAAGACUAUCUUUGUAAACAAGUCUAAUAUUCUUAAACAAAUUUGAUUUAGAAUGUCUUUAACAAUUUCUGACUAUCAAUUAGCAGAUUACUUGCCUGAAUUUGAAAUUCUAAUAUUAAUUUGAGAUCUGUAAAAUAAAUAAAUAUUUAGCUCCAUUUAAAUUACUUCCUGAUGUAGAUAAUCUUAAAUUAUAUUUAGAAUUAGCUUCAAUAAAUCCAGAAUCUAUUCUAUUUGCAUUAGAUAACCUCACUUAAAAAGAUAAAAUAAAAAUUAUUAAUUUUAAGUUUCAGCUAAUUUAAAUCAAUAAAUUUACUCAAUAUGAUUUUUUUUAUAAUCAUUUUAGCUAAUUUUAAAAGCUCUCUUGUGUUUCAAUAUAUCUAAAAUUAAUUGAUCUCAAUAAUGAUUUCUUAAGUAAUUUUUUAUGUAUGUUGUAAGAAUGCCCAGAAUUACAAGAUCUGUCAAUAAAGAUGAAAUAAAAUGGAGUGAAAACUGGAGCAGAUAAUUUUUUUUAGAUUGCUCGGAAAAGAAAUGAGAAACUUAAAAAUUUAAAGAUAAUUUUAAAGUCGCUGGAUCUACCAUAAAACUUUUUUAAAGUUUUGUCUGAAAAUUUUUAAUAUUUUCCAAAUCUAGUUUAAUUUAAGUUGAAUCUUGAUCUUAGCUAUAGUGUAACAUAAAUUAUGAAUGAAAAUGACAUAAAUUUUUUUUCUGAUUCUUUAAGCCUUUGCUAAGAAUUAUAGAAUUUAAAUAUAAAAACUAAUUACAUAGAUCUAAAUGAUUAAGGCCUAACAAAUCUUUCAAAAUGCUUUUAGAGCUUAAAAAAACUAGAAAUAAUUAAAAUCAAUAUUAACUCUAAUAAAAUUAAUGGUUAGGGAUUGGCUGAUUUAGGAUUUUAGAUUGCAAGAAUAAAUUAACUUAAAUAAAUCAAAUUUAAAAUAAAUUUAAAUCAAAAUUCAGAUAAAUUUAAUAUAGAUAAAGCAUUACAAUUAUUUUAUCAAAAUUUAAAGCAGUAAACACAAAUUUAAGAGUUAUAGCUAGACUUACAAAAUAUAAGCAGUUAGCCAAAUCACAUAAUUGAAUUUGCUAAAUCUCUAAGAAAUUUUGAGAGUAAAUUGAUUAUUUUAAAUAUCCGUUUUCAAAACAAUAGCAUAUUAGAUAGUUCAAUAGAAAUAGUAGCAUAAGGACUGUAAAAUUUAAUCAAUCUAGAAAAACUAUCAAUUUAUUUAAACUUGAAUAAUAUUUCAGAAAAAGGAGCUAUAAAACUAAAUAAUAGUUUGUCUUGCUGCAGUAAAUUAAAAUUUCUAUCACAGGAUUUAAAAUGGGGAUAAUAAAAUUUUAAUUCUAAUUUCAUUUGUGUGUAAAGUUCAUUUUAGCUUUAAGAAAUAGAUCUAGAUAUGAGAAAAUUUAGUAUAGAUACAGAUCAGGUUUUUUCUUUCAUUAAAAAACUAUAAAACUAAUAAGAACUAAUGAAUAUUAGUAUUAAUUUAAUGAAUACUGAAAUUAAGCUCAAUGAUUUCAAACAAAUCUUACUUCACUUUUCAAAGUAUAAUAAAUUAAGAAGAUUGCAUCUUGAAUUAAAUAAGGGAUCAAAAUUAUAAAAAGAAAUAAAGAGUUAUACAAAAAGAAAAUUAAUAUAUUUAGUAACUUUUAAAUGA